AUGUUGGUAUCAGCUGUGUUGGAUGCUCUUUUUGUCCGUCUGGAACAGCUGACCAGAAUGGAGUGGUUUGCAGCCGACACUGAAGUUAUUCACUUAGGAACUGCUGGCGAUGCCUUGUGGAUGAGCGCGAUGGAGACGGAAGAAUCCACGGCCAAGUUUGGGCGGGACAGUAACGGAAAAGAGCGCGUAGACAAUCUCUACAUUUCCCCAUCAGUGCUCCCAUUUCCCGUCACUCGCUUUGCUGAGGCCCUUAAUCGAAGCUCAGUAAAGGCAGAAGCACGGCGCAUUUCCACUUCUAAGAUACGUAGAUGGCAACCGCACUGGCAUCCAUCAGGCUUGCAAAAGGCGAUCGCCAGUGAAAGAACCUCGAUUAUUGGAAGCCCGUUUCUUCAGACGCAUGAGAGGCAUGCUGCCCUCUCUGGAUGGUUUGACGCCGAAGAUACUCCCGCGCGUCUAGCGCAUCCAUUUGAAAUUGCAAUAUGCCUUCUGUAG
Eimeria acervulina is the source of this 492-nucleotide messenger RNA. RefSeq lists its product as hypothetical. The transcript is spliced from 2 exons. The record is from RefSeq and is a predicted model, not a curated record. Bases 1 to 492 code for a protein of 163 amino acids. Lineage: Eukaryota; Apicomplexa; Conoidasida; Eucoccidiorida; Eimeriidae.